GAAAAAAAAGAGUAAAAAAGCCAAGUCUACCAUUUGACGCGAAAUUUGUAAAAGGAGGAGGUUGAAAAGAUCCCUAUAAAUCUACUAUUUCGACCCCUCGCCUCCAUAUCCCUUGCACCAAGCAGUUUCUUCUUUCUUCCUUCUUUGCAUUCAUCCAUUCAUUCAUUCCUUCCUAUUACAUACCUAAUCUGAACCUCUCUCUCUCUCUCUCUCUCUCUCAAAAUAUCUAUCUAUUUAUCCCUCUCUAUACAUGGCAUCUGCAGUUGCUGGUGUUGAUGAUUUCACUGUAACGGUGAAACGGAAGGAGACGGUAGCAGCAGUGCUGCCAUUGCAAGACCACUGGCUGCCCCUCUCCAACCUUGACUUGCUCCUUCCCCCUAUUGACGUAGGGGUCUUCUUUUGUUAUGAGAAGCCCAGCAGCAGCACUGAAAAAUCCAGUUUCCCUUCCAUGGCCAGCACCCUCAAGAAAUCCCUUGCCCAAGCCCUUGUCUCUUACUAUGCCUUUGCCGGCGAGGUUGUCACUAGCUCCCUUGGAGAGCCUGAGCUCCUCUGCAACAAUCGUGGUGUCGACUUCUACGAAGCUUAUGCUGACAUCGAGCUUCGACAUCUCCACCUCUACAACCCAGACGCCACCGUUGAAGGGAAGCUCGUCCCCAAGAAGAAAGAAGGGGUGUUCUGUGUUCAGGCAACGGAGCUCAAGUGCGGUGGCGUGGUUGUGGCAUGCUCAUUCGACCACCGAAUAGCCGAUGCCUACUCAGGGAAUAUGUUCUUGGUAUCAUGGGCAGAGAUGGCUCAGUCAAAAUCAAUCUCUAACCAACCAUCUUUCCGUCGUUCCUUACUCAACCCGAGGAGGCCUGUCUCCUAUGAUGUCUCCAUUGACGAAAUGUACGUGCCCCUCUCAUUGUUGCCACCUCCAAAGAAUGAAAAAGCUGCAGCUGAUGAUGACAGGAUAAUAAGUCGAAUUUACUAUGUGACUGCCCAAGACAUCAAUGAGCUUCAGUCCCUUGCCAGCUCCGGUGCCUACAAGAGAACCAAGCUUGAAUCACUAAGUGCAUGCAUAUGGAAGAUUAUUGCGAAAAGUGAGAGAGACAGCAUGAGAAGAUGCAAGAUGGGGAUUGUGGUUGAUGGGCGGACAAGAUUGAGUGAUGGGGAUGGGCCCAACCAUUCCAUGUCAAAUUACUUUGGGAAUGUGUUGUCGAUACCAUACGGAGAGGAAAGAGUUGAGGAACUGGCAACAAGGCCAUUGAGUUGGGUGGCGGAGGCGGUGCAUGAAGCAUUGAGUGAUAGGGCAAGCAAGGAGCAUUUCUUGGGGUUAAUAGAUUGGGUAGAGGCAAGAAGACCACAACCAGCAGUGGCGAAGAUAUAUUGCAGAGGAAGGGAAGAUGGGGCGGCAUUUGUGGUGUCAUCGGGGCAGAGGUUCCCAGUGAAAAGAGUGGAUUUUGGGUGGGGGAAGCCGGUGUUUGGUUCAUACCAUUUCCCAUGGGGAGGAGAGUCAGGGUACGUGAUGCCAAUGCCGAGUGCGAGCAGGGAGGGGGAUUGGGUGGUCUACAUGCACCUCUCCAAAGGGCAGUUAGAUCUGCUGGAAGCUGAGGAGGGCCAUAUCUUUCACCCCUUAACUCCUGAAUACCUUAAUUUGGCUGCUGCUGCUGCAACUUCCAAUGUUUCUUAUGCCAGAGAGGAUAUUCCAAGCUGUAGCCAUCGUUGCACUACUACCAAUGCUACUAGUACGAAUGUAGGAGGAGGAGGAGACGAGGUGAAGAGUUUUAGCCUUGUAUGAUGUGGAUUUGUGCGUGGGAUGCUUUACCACCAGGCUUUAUUUUUUCUUCUUCUUUUUCUUUCAUUUGUUUUCCCUUUCUUUUUAACAAAUAAAUAAUGGUGUUUAUUCUC
Magnolia sinica is the source of this 1887-nucleotide messenger RNA. Its product is annotated as coniferyl alcohol acyltransferase-like. The record is from RefSeq and is a predicted model, not a curated record. The transcript is spliced from 2 exons. Lineage: Eukaryota; Viridiplantae; Streptophyta; Magnoliopsida; Magnoliales; Magnoliaceae. Bases 251 to 1777 code for a protein of 508 amino acids. Gene Ontology annotation, molecular function: acyltransferase activity, transferring groups other than amino-acyl groups.